Molecule: messenger RNA, 2949 nt
Organism: Danio rerio (zebrafish)
Lineage: Eukaryota; Metazoa; Chordata; Actinopteri; Cypriniformes; Danionidae
Source: RefSeq, a predicted model, not a curated record
AUGUUGAUUAAGGACUCCCCAGAAAACUAUGUCACUUGUGAGGUAUAUGAAGAUGCUAAAGAGUUGUCUGGGGAAGAAGAGCAGAGCAGAUCUUUGGAUUCAUCCAGAUCUGAUGAAGAAAACAAACAUUAUUCUCACAACAAAGAUGAUGGAAAAUCCAAGCUGAGCAGGAGACAAUUGUGUGAUUUAAGAAUCGUUCUUCUUGGAAAAAGUGCAUCGGAAAACAGCCGAGUCAGAAAUUUGAUCCUGGGAACAGAUCCAUGUGAAAAUGAAGAUCCGGCAGCUUGUCUGAGGCACAAUGUGACGCAGAUUGCUGGAACAGUGAAGGACAGACACGUGACGGUCAUUAACACUCUUCAUCUGCUGAAUCCAGACACUACAGAUCAUCAGAUCACACAGACAGUCAAAGAGUGUGUAGAAAUGUCUGAUCCAGGACCUCAUGCGUUUAUACUGGUACUACAGUACAAAGACUUCACAGAGGACGACAUGAGAAGAGUCAAAUAUGUGCUCAACACAUUCAGUGAAGAUGCACUUAAACACACUAUUGCUCUCACCACUGACAAAGAGACGCCCAGAUCAAUGUUUAGUGCUUUUAAACUGACUGGAGGCUCUGCUGCGGUGCAAACUAUUCAUCAGCUAAUUAAGGAGUGUGGAGGAGGACAUCUGCAGCUGGAUGAGAGAAAUAAAGCAGAUAUAAUUCAGCUGAUUGAUAAGAUUCUCCAGGAAAACCAGGAAGCGUAUCUCACAUGUGACACAUUCAGUGAGGUUAUAGGAACUUCUGUGGAUGAAGAGCCAGUAAGUUUGGAGGAUAAAAACGAGAAAAGCCCUCGCCACAGUGAUGAUGGAAAACCCAAAGAGGCACAGAAACUGAGAAGUAAAGAAGGAAGACUCUCUUUGUCUGCAAACCUCACUGGGAGACAGAAGCUGAAUCUGGUGCUCUGUGGAAGUAAUGGAUCACUUAAAGUCUCUGUGUCUAAACUUUUACGUGGAAAAAAGUUCAAAUCAACAAGUAGGCAGGCAAGUAGUGAAAUUUGUGUGAGGAAAGAGAAGAUUCACGGUCGUCAGGUCAGUCUGCUGGAGCUUCCAGCUCUCAGUCGUCUCUCAGAAGAUGAAGUGAUGCGUCAGACUCUCCACUGCGUCUCUCUCUGUGAUUCUGAAGUUCAUGCUUUCCUCCUCAUUAUUCCUGCUGGUCCUCUGACUGAUGAAGAAAAAGCAGAAAUAGAGACAAUUAGAAGAACAUUUGACUCUUGUGAGCAAUUCAUACUACUGUUCAUGACAAAACAGACUGUUGAAGGACCCGUGACAGAUUUUGUUAAAUUCCACGAAGAUUCUAAAAGAUUGUGCAGUCAGUAUGGUGGCAGAUACAAAGUGAUGGGGUUAAAGGAACAUAAGAAUUCAAAACAGAUCCUGGAGCUGUUUAGUUACAUUGAGAACUUGAACACUAAGCCAUAUUCACUUCAGAUGUACAUGACAGCUCAACAGAACAGACUUAGAGGUGAACUGGAAGAAAAAAUAAGCGAAAUGGAAAAGAAAAUCAAAGACUUGCAGCAGAAGAAUGAAGGUUCUGAACAUGAAACCGACAAUCAUGAAUGUCUGAGGAUUGUAGUAAUUGGGAGAACUGGAAGUGGAAAGAGUGCAACAGGAAACACUAUUCUUGGAAGAGAGGAGUUUUGCAGCCAAUUAAGGGCAGAUUCAGUGACGAAUGUCUGUGAGAAAGGAGUUGGAGAAGUUGAUGGUCAAUCUGUAGCUGUUAUUGAUACUCCAGGACUCUUCGACACGACACUAACAAAGAAACAAGUGGUGGAAGAAAUAGUGAAGUGUGUUUCACUGUCAGCUCCUGGACCUCAUGUGUUUGUCAUUGUGGUGAGUUUGGGAAGAUUCACCAAAGAGGAGGCAGACACUAUUGAUCUGAUCAAGAAGAUAUUUGGUCAAAAAGCUGCUCAGUUCAGCAUGGUUCUGUUCACCAGAGCAGACGAACUCAAAGAUCAAUCUAUAGAGGAUUAUGUGAAGAGAAGCAAAUCUGCAGAACUCCAGAAACUGAUCAGAGAUUGUGGAAACAGAUUCCUGGCUUUCAAUAACAGAGAAAAACAAGACAAAACUCAAGUGAUGAAGCUGUUAAAGAUGAUAGAACAGGUGAACACUAAUAAUCAGGGUGGAUACUUUACUAACAGCAUGUUUGAGGAGGCAGAGAUGUACAUUAAGAAGAAGAUGGAGGAGGAAAUAAAAAAGAAAGAAAAAGAGAUUCAGGCUCAAAUUGAGACAUUAAAGGCCAAAUAUGAAAUUGAAAUGAACAAUGUAAUGAAGAGACUCGAGGAAGAGAAACAAAGAGCAGAAGAGGAGAAAUUGAAAAUCGAGAGCAAAUUCAGAGAAAAGGAGGAAAAAUUAAAGAAAGAGUUUGAAGAGAAGGAGAAAGCAGAUCAGAUCAAGCAAGAGAUUCAACACCAGAAACGAUUAGAAGAGGAAAAACAGCAGAGAGCUGAAUAUCAUCAGAGAAUAGAAGAAAUGAUGAGAGAGAUAGAAAACCAGAGAUCACAAUAUGAACAACAGCAGAAAGAAAGAGAAGAAGAAGACAGAAAGAGAGAAGAGAAAUACAGACAAGACCAAGAAAAGAUGAGAAAUGAUCAAGAGAGAAUUAUAGCAGAGGUACAGAGAAAACAAGAGGAGGAAACAAAGAAGAAAGAAUAUGAUAAUCAAAAGAGGAACCAGGAAGAAGAGGAGGAAAGACAGAGAUGGGAAAGAAGAAUAAAAGAAGCUGAAAAUGACAGAAAAGAGAUUCUAGAGGAAAUUAAACGACAGCAGAGAGAAUGGGAGGAUGAGAUGAAGCGAAGGUUGAGAGAACGAGAGGAAGAAGAAAGAAAAAGAAAAGAAAAACACGAAGAACAACUGAGAGAAAAACAAGAAGAACUGGAGAAAAUGAGAAAGAGAUUUGAAGGAGAAAGAGAAGAAGAA